Molecule: messenger RNA, 2345 nt
Organism: Tripterygium wilfordii
Lineage: Eukaryota; Viridiplantae; Streptophyta; Magnoliopsida; Celastrales; Celastraceae
Product: acyl-coenzyme A oxidase, peroxisomal
Exons: 7
Coding region: 73-2154 (693 amino acids)
Biological process (GO): lipid homeostasis; fatty acid beta-oxidation using acyl-CoA oxidase
Cellular component (GO): peroxisome
Molecular function (GO): acyl-CoA oxidase activity; FAD binding; fatty acid binding
Source: RefSeq, a predicted model, not a curated record
CAUGCCUUCUCUGACCUUCCUAUAUCAAUUACUUUCAUUUCCUUUCGAAUCCACUCUCUACUGCCGGCGAAAAUGCAAUUGGAGAGACCUAAUCGGACGGCCGACGAUGAAUCCAGUUCCAUCGCUUGGCGGAUCGAACGUCUGUCCUCACAUCUGACACCUGUUCCCCGCCCCUUUUGUGACGGUGAUCAGUUGGAGUUGCUUACCUGCGCCAAGGCGGCGAAGCUGGAGGUGGACCGGGCGCAGCUGUCACUUUACAUGCGAGGGAAGUACAGGGAUAUACAGGAGAGGAUUUUCAGUUUCUUCGAUUCGAGGCCUGACUUGCAGACUCCAUUGGAGAUCUCCAAGGAUCAACACAGGGAGCUCUGUAUGAGGCAGCUUCUCGCUUUAGUUAAAGAGGCUCGGAUUAAGCCGUUUAAGUAUGUUGUGGAGGAUCCCGCCAAGUACUUCGCCAUUGCAGAGGCGGUCGGGAGUGUAGACAUAUCCCUAGCGAUCAAGCUGGGAGUGCAGUACAGUUUAUGGGGAGGAUCUGUGCUAAACUUGGGAACCAAAAAACAUUGGGAUAAGUACUUUGAUGGCAUUGAUAAUUUGGAUUAUCCAGGUUGUUUUGCAAUGACUGAGCUGCAUCAUGGCUCUAAUGUUCAAGGUCUCCAGACGGUUGCAACAUUCGAUCCCAUCAAGGACGAGUUCAUAAUCAACACCCCUAAUGAUGGAGCUAUCAAAUGGUGGAUUGGCAAUGCUGCAGUUCAUGGGAAGUUUGCCACGGUUUUUGCUAGGCUAAUAUUGCCAACUCAUGACACAAAAGGGAUUGCAGAUAUGGGUGUUCAUGCCUUCAUUGUUCCAAUAAGAGAUAUGAAGACCCACCAGACACUUCCCGGAAUUGAAAUACAGGAUUGCGGUCACAAGAUUGGCAUUAAUGGGGUAGAUAAUGGAGCCCUGCGAUUUAACUCUGUAAGAAUUCCCCGAGAUAAUCUUCUUAAUCGAUUUGGAGAUGUUUCUCGCGAUGGGAAAUACUCAAGUAGCCUCCCUACCAUAAGCAAAAGAUUUGCUGCUACACUUGGGGAACUUGUGGGUGGGCGGGUUGGCCUUGCAUAUUCUUCUGUUGCUGUCCUGAAAAUUGCUGGCACAAUCGCCAUCCGCUAUUCGUUACUGCGACAGCAAUUUGGUCCACCCAAGCAACCUGAAAUUAGUAUUCUUGAUUAUCAGUCUCAACAGCACAAGCUCAUGCCAAUGCUGGCAUCAACUUAUGCAUUUCAUUUUGCCACUUCGCAUUUGGUGGAGAAAUAUUCAGAGAUGAAGAAGACCCAUGAUGAACAAUUAGUUGGGGAUGUUCAUACUCUUUCUGCUGGCCUAAAGGCUUAUGUGACAUCUUACACUGCUAAGUCAUUGAGUAUUUGCAGGGAAGCCUGCGGAGGCCAUGGAUACGCUGCUGUCAAUCGCUUUGGUACCUUGAGAAAUGAUCAUGACAUUUUCCAGACAUUUGAGGGGGACAACACUGUGCUUCUACAACAGGUAGCAGGUUAUCUGUUGAAGCAGUACCAGGAGAAGUUCCGUGGUGGGACGCUUGCGGUGACAUGGAACUACUUGAGAGUAUCCAUGAAUACAUAUCUCUCCCAGCCAAACCCUGUAACUGCACGUUGGGAUGGUAAAGAUCAUUUGCGAGAUCCCAAGUUCCAGUUGGAUGCCUUCAGAUACCGGACUUCUAGAUUGCUGCAAAGUCUUGCUGUCAGGCUUCGCAAGCACUCAAAAACUCUUGGAGCCUUUGGUGCAUGGAAUAGAUGCCUAAAUCAUGUUAUCACCCUAGCAGAGUCCCAUGUUGAGUCUGUCAUCCUUGCAAAGUUUAUUGAAGCCGUGCAAAACUGUCCUGAUGCGAGUUCUAAAGCUGCUCUGAAACUUGCCUGUGAUCUUUAUGCCUUGGACCGAAUCUGGAAUGACAUAGGAACCUACCGCAAUGUGGACUAUGUGGCUCCCAACAAAGCUAAGUCAAUCCACAAGCUCGCCGAAUACCUUAGUUACCAAGUGAGGAAUAUUGCAAGGGAAUUGGUAGAUGCAUUUGAUCUUCCAGAUCAUGUCACACGUGCCCCGAUCGCUAUGCAGUCAGAAGCUUAUACUCAGUACACACAGUUUGUAGGGUUUAUUCCUACAGAAAAUUGAAAGCAGCAAAGAUUUUUUUUUUUUUUUUGAAAAAACCAACAGAGCAUCUGGAGUAGGAGAACAAUGUUGUAAGAUAAAAUGUGAUUCUGAGUCAUGUGUUCCACGCACCUCCACCGCUAUGGAUACGUCUGAUCACUAGAUACCUUGAAUGUUUUGAGAUUUCGUGCAUUGACAGAAUUGUUGUUCACUAA